GUUCUAUUUUAACGGCGGCGGGGAGAGGGCGCCAGUAGAGCACGGAACUGUCCUCUGACCAGUGUCAAGUUGAGGAAGGCAGGAUGACGGACGCACUGGGACUCGCCGAGAAGGUGAACAAGUUCAACCAACAGGCCAUGAAGCACUUGGAGACUCAGACUCUGAACCCCUUCAGCGACCGGUUCAGCCGCUCGCCCUCGCCGAGACCCAAGUUCAGCAAAGACGAAUACGGCAAACCUGUGGCCGGGUCGCUGACAGACCAGCGGGGACAGAAGGCUCUCUGCCACAUCAGCCGUGAGAUCCUCGAGCUCUGUGAAGUGAUCCACGACAUGGGACGACGUCGGCGGGACAAAGACGGCGACAGCUAUAUCGUCAUCACCUUUGGAGAGCUGUUCUCUAUUUACACAAAGAUCAACGACAAGGUAGUAGGACUCCUGAUCGCCGCAAAGAAGAAAGGAUUUGUUUACUUUGAGCCUGAAAUACUCUUUCAGAGAAGAGACGAUGACGUUCUCAUCGCUCUGUUGAAGCCUGUCAGUGAAAUCAGAAACAUAAUCAACAGACAGUUGUCAGCGUCUCGCUCUCCAACCCCCGCGCCACCAUCGACCGCCCCUUCCAGCGACAAGGGAGAGCAGACACUGUCGUAAUCUGCUGCCACCGUCUGCCUACAAUGUGUACACAUACGUUAAGAGACUAGAUCCAACUAAAUGUUAUAGUCUCUUUUUAAAACACAUAUUUUCAAUAAUGGUAAUAAUAAUAGUAUACAUCACCUUCUUAGCUAAAUUCAAACAUAUUUAUAAAUGUGAGACAUUUUGCAGAGAUUUAAAUAAUUAAAUGCAAAUUGAUUGUUCAGUACCAGAUGAGACAACUUCUGAUAAGACAAACAUUAAAAUUGUAUUAAUGUUUGCAAAAUUCUUAGUAAAAAUGAUCAGUCUAAAACUCUUUAAAGCGUCUUCCAUUACAAUGUCACCCUUAAACACUCUUGCGUUAGGUGAAAGUUUAGCAGUUUGAGUUUUAGGAGUUCGAGAACACCACCUUGAUUUAUAAUAACCAUUCAUAAUCAUUAUGUAAUCCCUAUACUAGUAACCUUUAUGCAUGAAGCCGCAAUUUUAUUGUGCGCCUAUAUUUAUACAACGUUGUAAAAAUUAGUCAUGUAAUCCAUUCCUUAAAGAAUUUAUUACAACUAACCCCAGUCUGCUUAAAAUUUAUAUUGCUAUGAAUGAGUAAAUUUAUUUAUCGGCUUCCUUAGUUUCCAUACCUUUCUCCUAGAUUAGAUCAUACAUUUUAAAGUGUACUCUUUAACGUUAUCUAUUAUACAUACUCGUAUGUAAAAGUAUAUUAAUGUGAUAGAUUAGGAUAAUAAUGUUGCUAAAUUUUGAUGAUUACUUUUUUACGAUGCUUUCUAUGUAGUCAUACGUUAAGGAGGUAGCAAUAUUGUUGUUAUGAUAAUUUGUAUAUAAUAACAAAUGACCACAUUGUUAAGUUUGUGAUAUGUUUUACACGCAUAGCGUAAUAAAAUAUGUUUCUUAUAUA
Homalodisca vitripennis (glassy-winged sharpshooter) is the source of this 1530-nucleotide messenger RNA. Its product is annotated as actin-binding Rho-activating protein. The record is from RefSeq and is a predicted model, not a curated record. The coding region runs from base 84 to 644 and encodes 186 amino acids. Gene Ontology annotation, biological process: positive regulation of Rho protein signal transduction. Gene Ontology annotation, molecular function: actin binding. The transcript has 4 exons. Lineage: Eukaryota; Metazoa; Arthropoda; Insecta; Hemiptera; Cicadellidae.